This is a messenger RNA of Saprolegnia parasitica CBS 223.65, 426 nucleotides long. RefSeq lists its product as hypothetical. The coding region runs from base 1 to 426 and encodes 141 amino acids. NCBI's taxonomy places the organism in Eukaryota, Oomycota, Saprolegniomycetes, Saprolegniales, Saprolegniaceae. The record is from RefSeq and is a predicted model, not a curated record. The transcript is spliced from 2 exons.
AUGCACCACGUCUUCAUCGCGCUACAGCUCGAUGGUCAGAUUACGUGGGGGUGGAUCUGGGUCUUCUUCCCGUUCGUCGUCACAACAUUGCCCGAGCACGCGACCCUGUUCACAAUCGUUGCGUGGGCUCAAAUGGUGCUUCUCGCCCCGCGCCUUGACGCUGCAGUCCUCUGGUCUUGGCCCGUCGUCUUUUUGCCCCUGGAGCUCUACGCGAUGGGCAGCCUCGUCUCCUGCGUGUAUUACACGCCAUGCAGUACCGAGCGUCCACCGCUGACGGUGGCGAUGGCGUCACUGACAGCUUGCACGCUGUUGCUUGUGGCGCCACUGGGCCUGCUUCUGGCACGGCUCGAGGGAUGUGAGUUUCCGACCAGCCGCCUUCUGGUGCCGUGGUUUCUUCUCUAUGGCUUUCUAAUGCUUUGGGUAUAG